AUGUUAGGAGGUAGUAAAGCGACAAGCAGUCACAUCCCGUCCCUCUGUCUAGAUGACAAAGAAGAUGAGGUGGAGGGAGAACUGGAUGAGGAGAUAGAAGGAGAAUAUGAGUAUGAUAAGGUGGAUAGAGAGGAAGAGGAGGAUGAAGAGGAAGAGGAUGGUGAGGAAGUAGAUGGGAAAGAAGAGGAUGAGGACGGUGAGGAAGUAGACGAGGAAGAAGAGGCAGAGGCUGUAGCACUUGGUUUGUCAGCGUUGAAGUUGGUGAUGGACGUCCCUGACUCCAAUCGUGAUUGGAAGAACCAAUAUUUUUUUGUUCAAGGCUCAAACUGGGUGUGUAAACUCGACAAAUGGGAUAGCAUAGAGGGCGAAUACAACAAUACCUGGGGUAAUUUGGACAAGUCAUGUGAGUUGUCGACGGCGUUCUCCAUUGUCAAGGAUCCUGAUCUUGACGAGUGUUUGGAGCAUGAGAGAGAUGCUUUGGGGGACUCCGGGCUUUUUGACCUGAUGAGGAUUUGGUAUGCUGCUAAAGAGGUCGUUAUCAAGCGCUUGAGGGCUUGUCUAAAGGAGGAGUCUGACCAGCUGAAGAAGUAUAAGGAAGGGAUACAGACUCUUAACAGCAAAGUCAAAACCUUGACGGAGCAAGUGAAGAAACUCAAUGGUGCUACCCGUCAUGCUGAGGAGCUGACGGAGGCUAACGCCAUCCUAACAGUGGAGGUGAUCUCCCUCCAUGAAUCCACAGAGAAGAUUGAGCUUACCGUUCCUUCAACUCCUAGGCUAGAUGACAAGGUUGUUGAGGUUGAUGAUAAGGAAGGGGAUAUUCCUGAGAAUGUCGUCACUCCUCAAGUGGUUGAAGGCGACGGUCAACCCCAAGCUGAAGAGGUGCGGUGGAUAUAG
This is a messenger RNA of Quercus robur (English oak), 894 nucleotides long. Its product is annotated as NAD-dependent protein deacetylase HST1-like. The record is from RefSeq and is a predicted model, not a curated record. The transcript has 6 exons. The coding region runs from base 1 to 894 and encodes 297 amino acids. NCBI's taxonomy places the organism in Eukaryota, Viridiplantae, Streptophyta, Magnoliopsida, Fagales, Fagaceae.